Caenorhabditis elegans is the source of this 840-nucleotide messenger RNA. The record is from the annotation of a RefSeq genome assembly. Lineage: Eukaryota; Metazoa; Nematoda; Chromadorea; Rhabditida; Rhabditidae.
AUGCUAGUUAAGGAAAUCGCUAGCAGAUGCGUUGGAGCACACAUGAUGAUUACUGCUUCAAUUGGAAUAUUGGUAAAUGUAUACAUGUUUCGGCACUUUAAGAAUAGAAAAUCCAGUUUUUAUAUUCUAUGUGCUUCAAAAACAAUUUCUAAUACACUCGAGUCAAUGAUAUAUUUGAUUUUCGUGGGGCCUAUACAUGCCUUCUACACCUCAAUUGGCUCUGCAAAACUCAGUAAAUACCUCAACCAGGCUAUGGGAUUUGGAAUAUACUUGCAAGGACCCAUGAUGAAAACCACUAAUCGAUUUCUAGUGGUAUGCUUCUUCCCAACCAAUGUCCCUAGAAACAGUACCAAGAUUACUGUAGCUGCUCUGUUACUCUCCUGGAUCUUUACAGCCUGGUUUUCAACUUUAAUUGGCAUGCCAAAAAAGUGCCUAGUUCCAUUUAGUUUCGAGCACGUCAGCAUGCAUAGUACGGCUUGUAAUAAUCAACUUACAGUUAUUAUGAUUUCCGCUGUUUUUUGCAUAGCGGUGUGCACCAAUUUAAUGAAUUCCUGGAUUGCAAUCAAGUUGAUUUGUUUUUCCAUCAUCGAAUAUGAUAUGAUAUCCACGUCAACAGCAAAUAGCCGCCGCAAAAGUCGAAUAUACUUCUUUAUCCAGUCAUGUUUCCAAGAUUGGAUACAUUUGAUAGUUAUCGCAAAUAAUUUUCUAUCAUUCUAUUAUUGUUCUGAUUUUGUUUGCACCACCUUGGCAUCAAUGGGUUUAGAUGUGACAGUUUGUUUGACGGAUGGAUUCUUAAUGUACAUCUUCAACUGCUGGCUCCACUCUGAUAAAAAAAUCUAA